Perkinsus marinus ATCC 50983 is the source of this 960-nucleotide messenger RNA. RefSeq lists its product as hypothetical. The record is from RefSeq and is a predicted model, not a curated record. The transcript has a single exon. NCBI's taxonomy places the organism in Eukaryota, Perkinsozoa, Perkinsida, Perkinsidae. The coding region runs from base 1 to 960 and encodes 319 amino acids.
AUGCCCCUCGUCGAUCCUACUGUCGGAGUGCCAGACGCUGAGCUCCGUCUGCGAUAUCGUUUUUGCAGACAGUCCUUGAAGAAUUUGCUGGAAAUACUUCAGCUUCGCGAUAAUGGUAAAAGGCAUCACGUAAUGAAGAGAUUACUUGUAGCUUUACGUUAUCUCGCGAAUGGCAGUUUCCAGUUAAUAAGCGGAGAUGCAUUGGAUUGUUCCCAAGAAUAUGUAUCUCGAAGUGUCACGGAGGUUGUCGACGCGAUCAUUGAAAACCGCGAACGUUUUAUUCGUUUCCCUUCGGAUGAGACAAUUGUUCGGGGAGAUGCUGACGUAGAUCCCCGUUUACCACGCUGCAUUGGUCUUAUCGACGGAACUCAUAUUCUACUGAAAGAUGUGGUGCCCAUAGAUCAAAGGGCUGAUUUCGUCGAUUCUAAAAAGAAUAUAUCACUCAAUGUUCAAGCGGUCUUGGGAGCGAAUAAUUUGUGGGUUUCGGUGAAUUCCUCCAACCCUGGCUCUGUCCACGACUCUCGCGUUUAUCAAUCUAGUCGGCUGUUCUUACGUAUGAGAUCUAUACCGGCCGGUUAUUGGUUAUGUGGGGACUCUGCGUAUGGUUUAUCUCCCUCGCUGCUCACCCCCUAUAAUGAUCCUAUUCCCGGAACUGCCGAGGCUUCCUUCAAUAUUGCACACAAGAGUGUUAGGUCGACCGUGGAACGAGGAUUCAGGAAACUGAAGCGGUCGUGGGCAAUUUGCAAUGGGAGCUUGAGGUUGACGCCGCCCGGCAAGGCCGCUAAAGCUGUUUUGGCGUGUUUCUGCUUGCAUAACUAUCAGAAGAUGAUGGGGGAGCCCGAGCCCGAUGUCGACGAUGAAGUAGUAGUUCCAGAGGACGAAGAAGGUGUUAACUUCGGCGCGGAGGCUUUGGCUGGCAUGGAAUGUCGACGCGCAUAUACUAUUGAGUUUUUUGCUUAA